AUGCUGAAUACAGAGAUUGAAGCACAAACAGAGGCUCUAACACGGCUCAAAUAUAGCGUGUUUGAGAAUAUAGAAGAAAUCAGGUCAUUGCUGGCAGAGGAUGAUGAGCUGACAUCCAUUGAGCUGAAAAAAGAGACCCUCACCAAGCAAGCACAUAGCUCGAUUAGUCAAAUGAGUGAUCUCUUGAGCGUCCUUGAGCUUUUAAUCCUCCAAUGUGCUCCAAGAUCCGCUGAAGAGAACUUGCUUUGGGAAAAGCUUUCGAUUCACAAAUUGACGGUGCAGCAUUUAAAGGAUAAGCUCAAGGAUAGCCAGAUUGCAGCUUACGAACAACAAAGCAAACAAGUUCAUGCUCAAAUUCUAGAGGAGUAUGUUAACAAAUGGAGGGCUGAGGAAGGAGACACAAGAGACCAGUUGUUUGCUGGAAGAUCGGCACAACCAACAGGCGAGAAGGAAAAGCCUAUUGAGGAGCAGGUGCUCAACAAAAAUGAAAGUAUCACCAACAACUUGAAGUUGACCCAUCAACUCAUGCAAAUGUCCGUGGCACAAACUGAACUCAACAUUGACACUAUCGGCCAGCAGACAAAGGAUCUCAGCACUUUGAACGAUAAGCUUGUUGAUUUAGAAUCCUUGUUGAAUAAGUCAAGGCAGAUCGUGAAGUUCAUUGAGAAGCAAGACAAGCACGAUAAACGGCGCAUUUACUUGAGCAUAGGUUUUCUUCUCACAUGCUUCGCUUGGGUGAUAUGGCACAGAAUAUUAAAGCUACCCACGAAAAUACUUCUUUGGACUUUGCUUAGAGCAUUUGGAGUCGUUACCUGGGCCACUUCGAAGAUGAAUGCUUCAGACACGGCUGACUCCUUGCUGCAAUCAAGUGGGAUUGCUAUCUCCUCAGCAUCUCAUCAGGCUUUGUCAAUUAGCAGUUUUAUAAGUACCGUAUCUUCAGCGACCGAGACCUCAACUCGAAGCGAGGCAUUGUCCAUCAUUGAGGAGAUCACAUCCUCUAUAAUUGAAGACAUCGAAAGCGCCCUGCGCCAAACUGAGCGCUUUUCUACCGAAGAAUUGAGUGAAACCUCUUGUGGAAUAUCAGAACCUCGGAGUGAGAUUGACAGCGAGGUCAAGCUGGUGACCACAAAGGAGCAAUAUACCACAACGCCACUGACUAUGAUUGAAACAAGAGCGCUCCAGACAAACUCAUCAAAUCAUAAGAGCGGGGAUAUUGAAUUGCGUGAUGUGCUGGAAACAACAGUGAAGAUGAGUGCUCUUGAAGAUAAUUCUGUCACUACAGUUGACACAUCUAGUACAUUUACAUUUCGAGAAAGCGACCUCAGAGAUUUGGGUAUCAAGAAAUGGAACAACGAAGAAAAUUUUCAUGAUGAACUAUAA
Messenger RNA from Candidozyma auris, 1380 nucleotides. RefSeq names its product Sec20p (gene SEC20). Gene Ontology annotation, molecular function: SNAP receptor activity. The record is from RefSeq and is a predicted model, not a curated record. Gene Ontology annotation, biological process: retrograde vesicle-mediated transport, Golgi to endoplasmic reticulum. The coding region runs from base 1 to 1380 and encodes 459 amino acids. Gene Ontology annotation, cellular component: endoplasmic reticulum; SNARE complex. Lineage: Eukaryota; Fungi; Ascomycota; Pichiomycetes; Serinales; Metschnikowiaceae. The transcript has a single exon.